UGAAAUUAUCGCUUCUUCGAAUAAAAUUUGAUCGAUUUCGUUUACAAAGUUUAGGAAAGAAGUUUGAAAAAAGAAUUUGCACGAAUAUGAAAGUGAGAAUUUGGACAAUAUGGAUAUUUAUCUCGAUGUUGAUAAAAUCAUCGAUCGGCGUCGAGAAGUAUUGGCUACCAAAUUUGGAAUGGGAGACGGCUGAAAAUUGGAUUGGAGGACGGAUACCGGAAUUAGAUAGUUAUGUGACGUUUCCUUUGGAUACGAGACACGCUGUGGGAAUUGGGAAAUCCGAGAAUCUGAGACUCUCUGGAAUUGAUCUGGCCAGAACUGGAUCCUUGGCUCUACCUAGAAACGGAAGAUUACAGUUAACCGAGCCAGGAGGAAACUCGCCAAGGAAAAUCAGUCGGUGGUCGAGAUCCGGCCACUUGUUCUGGGCUGAUCCAGAAAAUUGGAACGGAAGCUCGGAAGCAGCGCCUCAUCUCGAGCAGGUGCCGUGCCGCCAGGACGACGUGGUGCUGCCUGAAAAAACGCGUAUCUUCAGCGUUCUCUUGCCGAUGAAGAGGAUCGAAGUGAGGUCGGUUCGAACGAACGAUGAAAAGCGUCCAUACACCGCCUGGCAAUGGGCAGAUUUGGAAACCAAAAGGGAGUUCGAGAAAGGAAUAUCCACCGUGAGAUACGCGGGAUACAAUUGCGGGAAGUGUUCCUGUCAGGACGAUCCGAACGGUUACUACCUCGAGGAAAUUUGCGCCAUUCAAAGACCGAAGUGUGGCCACCCUGCCUGCGAGUAUCCGUUCUGGGUGGAAGGCCAUUGCUGCAGAUAUUGCGGUGGCCGUUUGUCUUUGACGGACAGGACGUCUUUGUCGUUGGUCCAGGCAGCCGCUGACGAAGCUUUGGAAGGCCGCCAGGAGAAGCUUGCCUGGCACGUGAGACGUGCUUGGAGCGGCGGUGUCGAGGUUCUGAUAAAGAGGAAGGGCGAUUACUCGGAAAUCGAUAUUCUCGAGGGGUUGGAAGAUGUGAAGACAACCCUUUCGAAUAUGAAAAUCGAGGUUUUCGCCGCACAAGUGACCGGUGCCGCUUUGCGGGAUAACGGCGCAACUGUUGCACUGGCUUCGCUGUUCGUUACACCAUUGAUCCUCCUUGCACUCUUAUUCAUCGUCUUCUUAUACUUUGGCUAUUCCUACAGACAAAUUCUGUUGGGCUGCACGCAAAUAUUUUCCUCGAUAAGGGAUGGAGUUCGAGUGGACAAGAAACAGGCUGGCAAACCGUUCGGUUUCGCCCGUUUUGAAAAUAUUUCAGAGGGUAACGUUCAAAUAACAGAUGUCGCCAGUAUCCGUGAAUCAAAUCUCGAGGAUAUAGAAACGGACAACAAAGAGUCAUCUUCAGGCGGAAGAUUCGAGAAUCCUUUGUACAGAUCGAAAAGAAAAGGUCGUAAGGAGGAAGGGGAGGUUUUGGACAUGGAAAAACCCCUGAGUUUGUCAACCCUUAACGAUAGAGUGGAGGAGGAUCAGAUCGAGGAAGUGGAUCUUGAUCAAUGAGCUAAUGGAAUUGCUCGUACAAUUCUUAGUAUUUUAGUUAUGUUUUUCUUCCUUCCUAAAAUUUAACGAAUUUGAAAAUUAUUGAAUAUAAA
Molecule: messenger RNA, 1618 nt
Organism: Apis florea (little honeybee)
Lineage: Eukaryota; Metazoa; Arthropoda; Insecta; Hymenoptera; Apidae
Product: protein amnionless
Biological process (GO): intracellular protein localization; receptor-mediated endocytosis
Cellular component (GO): apical plasma membrane; endocytic vesicle
Source: RefSeq, a predicted model, not a curated record